Dendroctonus ponderosae (mountain pine beetle) is the source of this 1040-nucleotide messenger RNA. RefSeq names its product acireductone dioxygenase. The record is from RefSeq and is a predicted model, not a curated record. The transcript is spliced from 4 exons. Gene Ontology annotation, molecular function: acireductone dioxygenase [iron(II)-requiring] activity. Lineage: Eukaryota; Metazoa; Arthropoda; Insecta; Coleoptera; Curculionidae. Bases 344 to 868 code for a protein of 174 amino acids. Gene Ontology annotation, biological process: L-methionine metabolic process.
GAUGAUCACAGUUUUUUAGGAUGCACGCGGUGUCAUUCACAUCGAAUACAUUGAAAAGGGUAAAACGAUCACUGGCACAUAUUAUUCAGAGCUUUUGGACAGAUUCGAUGUUGACUUGAAGCUAGAACGGCAACAUUUGGCGAAAAAAAGUGCUGUUUGAUCAUGACAAUGUACGAGUGCACACGUGUGUAGUCGCCAUGACAAAAAAACGAUGAAUGCUACGUACUGCUUCCCCACCCAGCAUAUUCUCCAGAUUUAGCCCCCUGCGACUAUUUCCUGUUUCUACACCUGAAGAAAUGGCUGGGCGGCGCUGAAACACUCGGUUCAACGAAAUUCACGCAAAAUGGUGCGAGCUUGGCUACUUUCCGAAGAAAAGGGUUUGACAUCCAAAUAUAUUACAUUGGAAGAAUUGUAUAAGACUAGCGGGGUGGAGUACUACCAGAUCGACCCGAAUAAUUAUGAACAAGAUCCUCUACUGAAAAAUCUGAUUGAAGAACGGGACAACCAUCAAACUAAUGUAGUGGAAAAAUUGGAAGACGACGAGCUACUCGAAAAUAUUACGGAACAUUUUCAUGAGCACGACGAAUUUCGUCUUGUGCUGGAAGGAUGCGGAUUCUUCGACAUUCGAGACAAAUAUGAUGAAUGGCUGAGAAUUGAAUUGAUUCCCGGCGAUCUGAUUGUAAUUCCUGGCGGAUGUUACCACAGAUUUGUGGUGGAAGAUAAGAACACUUACAAAGGAGUGCGGUUCUUAAAGGACUACGGGUAUCGAGCCUUCAAGAGACCUAAUGAUGAAUUGGAUUGCCGAAAAGAUUACAUGAGACGACUUUAUAAUGGCGCAUAUGAUGACCAGGCCAAAUCACAGCAGUAAAAGUGAACAAUAUUAUAUCGACUGUUUAUAUUAGCUAUGUUUUAUGAAGUAUUAUCAAAAUACUCUGUAGUUUAUUGGGAAAAAAAAUAUUAAAAUAUUGUUAUGUAACCUACAACUGAUAGAGCUGGGAUUUUGAAGUCAUCUUUAAAUUUAUAAUAAAUAAUUUACAUAU